Acipenser ruthenus (sterlet) is the source of this 4829-nucleotide messenger RNA. RefSeq names its product NF-kappa-B inhibitor delta. Gene Ontology annotation, biological process: regulation of gene expression. NCBI's taxonomy places the organism in Eukaryota, Metazoa, Chordata, Actinopteri, Acipenseriformes, Acipenseridae. The coding region runs from base 218 to 1618 and encodes 466 amino acids. Gene Ontology annotation, cellular component: nucleus. Gene Ontology annotation, molecular function: protein binding. The transcript is spliced from 12 exons. The record is from RefSeq and is a predicted model, not a curated record.
UAAACAAGAGGAGGUACGAGCAGCAGCAUCUGUGUGUCUCCUCUCUAUAAGAGCAGGAAGGGGAAAGCGUGUAACAAAGCGUCAAAGCUGUCCAGCGCGGCGCCCACAGGGCAGGCUCCAAGUGUACCAUACAGAGGAAGAAAGAAGAAAGAAGGACAGAUUCAUAUUUACCAAGUGAUAGAGUUCCAGGGAUAUUGAGAUUGCUGCAGAGUCUGACAUGCACUGGCAGAAACCGCCAAAGGAGAAGCUGUGUUACCCUCCACCCACUGUAAAGAAACUGCUGGAGCAGAAGCGCAAGCGAGAGACCACCUCUGCAAGCACUGGGACCCCCGCUGCCGGCCCCUCAGUGCCAACACCAGUUCAAGCUAUCCAACCAGGUCAGAGUAGCUUCCCUGAAAGCAUGGGUGCCGCUGGUCCUGUCCCCCAGACUGGGUUUAAUGAAUGGCAGCAAUCCCAGCAAUCUCCUCCCACCCAGCAGAACUACUACCCCCAGGAAGAAUAUUUCCAUUACAGCCCCCCCAUCCCCGGCACAUACCCGCCCAUGAGCAGCAGCUACGGCCCCGUGCAGACGCCCCCCGAAUUGCAUCAUUUUGAUGAACAUGUGUCAUCUCCAUUGGCAGCUAUGGCUUUGCCCCAAGCCUCCAGCUUCCACUGGCCACAGCAGACAGGAGGGCAGUGCCAGGGGACCUCGGGGAUCCACCUCUUCGGGGCAUCCGCGAUGCAGAUGGACGGCGGGCAGCUGGAGGCAGCCAGGAUGUUCAUCCAGAGAUUGGACAUCAGCAAGAAGGUGUGGCAGGACGAGGACGGAGACACGAUUCUGCACAUCUACACAGCAAAGGGCUUGAGAGAGUUUGCGUAUGCAGCUGCGGAGCACCUCCGUGAGCUGGGAAAGCUGGACUCUAAAGAGCACAAGGGGAAGACUCCUCUGCUGGUAGCAGUCACAGCCAAUCAGCCUGCGAUCGUCCAGGACCUGAUUUCUCUGGGCGCUGAUGUUAAUGCCUGUGAUAUCAAGGGGCAGACGGCUCUCCACCUCGCGGCAACGUAUGGCUUCCCUGCCGUCAUGCAGGCUGUUCUGUAUGGAGGACUAAGCAUGCCAGUUGAUCUGGAGAUUCGCAACUUUGAAGGCCUGACCCCGCUGCACUGUGCUGUCAUCUCUCACAGCUCCACCCUGAAGAGCCUGGCUUCCCAGCCAGAUGUGCAGAGCCAGGCCCAGGACAAGCUGAGCUGCAUUCACCUGCUCCUGCAGCACGGAGCUUCACCCAUCAGCCAGGAUAUAAAGAGCAAUAAGACUGCACUUCACUUGGCUGUGAAGGAGGGGAACUUGCCUCUGGUUCAAUUCCUCUUGGAGCUCAACUACCCUGAAAUGUACAACUUUGUCAACAUGAAGGCCCAUGGCAACACUGCACUGCACAUGGCGGCCGGGCUCCAUGGUCACUGCUACCAGGAGGACAUUGUGCGCCUGCUGCUGAGCCGGGGGGCCGAUCCCAGCAUCCGCAACCUGGAGAAUGACCAGGCAGCCCACCUGCUGCAGCCUGGAGAGAGGGGCGAACAGCUCAAGCACAUCCUGAAAAAGGGCAGAGUGAUGUCAUCCUCUCGUCGCAGAAUCGUCUCCUUAUAGGACAAACAUUGAUCCGGACUAUUUUCAGUCCCCGACGUAUCUUUCCGGCAUCUCCUGGAAGAAUGUACCGUAUCUCCCACCGAGAGCUUCAGAAUCCAAGUAGUAAUAUCUUCUUAUUUAUUAAACUGCUCAUGUACACGUUACUAAGUUAUGAUAUUUAAUAUUUGUGGUUUUUUUUUAUCGUCAGGUUUAUUCCAUUUGCUUUUAUUAGAAAGCUGGUUUUGAAUGUUAACAGUGUUUGUUGGAAAAUAAUCUUCAUGUAUUGUACUGCAUGCAAAAGAGUAGCUUUUACAGAAACCCGGUGAAGCAUUAGAGAAGGAUUUGCAUUUUCUAAUUCAAGCUGGCUUGCAAAGAGACGAUGGGUGAUUACAGUACUGCUGAGUUUGAUGUUUUUUACAAGACCUCUUCCAUGGUGGAGUUGAACUGUAAACAGGAUGAUAGUUAGAACACACUGAAGGUACAAUGGUGAUGCAGUUUCCUAAUAUUUCAUUUCCUUUAAUAUCCUAUUGUGAGCAUUCUGUACAAUUAUCUUCUGUUGUUUCUGCUCAGAUCAUCAUUUGCCAAACUUGCCAACCAUACUAACUGAUUAUGAGAAAGUGACAUGGGGAAGCAUGGGCUUCACAUACUAGCUUUGUUGCCCAACAGAAUGCUAAUAUGCUUCUCCUGCACCUCACUUGAGGAGUCUUUUCAGAAGCAUGUUUUUUUCUGGAAUAGUUAAUAAGCCUGGCAAAUAAUGAUCUAAGUGGAAUAUUAGGGACAUGUGGAGGUUAUCCCUAUAUUCACGCUCCUUAUUGACUUCACUAAAUACAAUACAUACCAGCUAUCUCGCUUCUUUUAAAACUGGCCUUCAGUGUGUUCAUUGUCUCUGUAUUGUAGUACAACAGCUUCACCAUUAGGAAACAGAGGAGGGGGGAGAUACUACUGGAUUGGAUGAAGAGAGAUCCACUAAAAAAAUUGUAACUAUUAUUAAUAUUUUCGUGUAAGUAGUGCCUGGAGAGCUCUCGUUGUUUGAAGGCUCUCUCCACAGUACCCCUGCUGGAAAAAUAUGGUAUUCCCAGGCAGUAUAAAGCCCCUAUGAAUCAGUAUGUGAUCCCCAAGGUUUGCAUGCCAGACUAAACAGGUAAAUAUAUACCUAACCAUGAGGACUCCCCCCCCCCCUCCUCAGAACAGAUCUGAUUUCUGUGAAAUCGUUUCAUUACAGCAACUUGGUGUGACAUCAAGACAGUGACUUAUUUGUGAAAAAGAAACAAGUAAAUAAAUAACUAUCUUAAUCAAAACACAAAAUUCCCCUCCCUGCUAGGAUCAUAUUGGUCAUGAUGGGAGUGAUUCAUGUAACUGUAUCAGUGCGGUAAUGGGCCUUCAGCUUCAAACAGGACUUUCUGUUUUCUUAUUUAUUUUAUUAGUUGUUUUUGUUGGUCUGUAAUGUGGUGUCAUUUCAUCUGCAAAUCCCUAAUGAAUCCCACAGGAAUAACACCUGAAUAUCUUCUGCACUUCCUCUGAGUUCAGAAGUCAUUCAUUUUGAAUUCAGCCCCCUGUUAAUUCCUGCAGAUUCAUUCCAUGUUUCUUUGUAACACAUGAUGUUGAUCACAUGUAUCAGGCAUGCAUUCAAACAAGGGGUUGUCCGAAUUGUUCAUUCAGGCAUUCAAAUUAUUAACAUCGUGUUGAGCAAUUAAUAUGUCACUUUCUAAUUUUAGUCCCAGUCUUCUCAAAAAUAACCAAUUGCACUCAACUGAUAACUCUCUCACCAUCCAAAACUAGGCUGUAACCCUGAGUUUUAUACAGUGUGUUACAUAAAACCAUAUAGUCACAGUGUAUUUGAAAAGACCCUCAUUUUUAAGGAGUAGUCUACAGGCUUUGUACAGGACCUCUAAUACUUAGGGAGCCAUCUCCUAUAUUGUAGGUGAUUUAGGGAAUCCGUCAGAAAUUGCAUCUAUGAUUUAAAGAAGCAGUUCUGGAUUCUGAUUUUUUUUAUAACAUUUAAUUGAUGAUCCUUAAUGAUUAGGGAGUCAUCUUUAUAUUUUCAGAUGUCCCCUAUUUUUUAAAGGGGCAGAUACAGAUUUAUAAAAGACUACAAGGUUUGCUAGGAGUGUUUCCUCCUCUGAUUUGGCAGAACUUUACAGAAUUAUUCAGAGAUGAUCCCUAAUAUUUAGGGAGUUGUCUUCCUUCUGUACAGCCUCCUUGUUUCCAAGGAGACGUUACAGAGUAUAGGCGUGCUCUUAAAUACUAGAUUAACCUACUUGAAUCUGCAAAGUCACGGACUUCAGACUUCAUUAAAAAUGAGAAUUGCGUGUCUUAACUGCUGCUGGUGGACCCACAGAAUUACAAACUGCUGUUUUCCCAAAUGUCAUGUUUCUGUCUGCUGUUUUAUAUAACAUGCCAUACAGUAUCAUAGUGGAACAGUACCAUAUUCUAAGUUUCAAUUACUGUUUAAUUCCAUAGUAACUACAUUUCGAUGGCUAAAGCGUCAUUAUCACUAAUAUAAAACAAAUGCAAACUUCUUAUAGAUUCAAAAUGGAUUAAAAAGUUGAGCAGCAUAUCAUAUGACAGUUUAAUGUUACUGAGAAUGUUCCUUUAGUUCAUGUUGCACUCAAUUUAAGUCAACAAAAAUCACAUUCAACAGGGUUAAAGAUUAAAGGUUAAAGGGUUAGGGAUGUUUAGGAGUUGUAACUGAUUUAUUACAUGUAACAGAUGUAUUCAAUAUCCAAACAGCUGAAGUACAUCCUUACUGGACAAGCUGUACUGCGAAUGUAUGUCAUUUUAUCCAUGAUUGUGCAAGGUCCAACAGGAGUACAGUUAUCAGUAAAGGUGUGAGGGUCAAAACUGUUGUACUCGUCCAACUGAAUGUAAACUUUCUGUGCAGAUAUUAAUGGAUUGCUUGUUCUCCACUGUAAGCAUUAAAAUGUAACAUUUCAAUCAGUUUGUUGUAUGAGAUAUUUUUGGGGUGUGAUGGGAGCUGCUGUAGACUUGGUUUUACCUCUGCAUUAUGGAUCAGAAGACCAGAAUUAAAGCAGAGGGAACACAGAGCCCUCUUUUCAGGAACAGUGGCUUCUUGGGAGACACAACAAUUAUAUUAAUAAUAAUAACAACAAUUCCAGUUGAAUGUCUAUUAAGCAAAGUGAAUGAUUGUGAUAUCAUGAAAGGGUGCUGCUUUGUGACGAGUACACUUUUCUGUGACUUAUCAUUUGAGUUGUUAGUGGUAUAGGUGUUUACA